This is a messenger RNA of Manihot esculenta (cassava), 540 nucleotides long. RefSeq names its product putative pentatricopeptide repeat-containing protein At1g12700, mitochondrial. The transcript has a single exon. Bases 1 to 540 code for a protein of 179 amino acids. NCBI's taxonomy places the organism in Eukaryota, Viridiplantae, Streptophyta, Magnoliopsida, Malpighiales, Euphorbiaceae. Gene Ontology annotation, molecular function: protein binding. The record is from RefSeq and is a predicted model, not a curated record.
AUGUGCUCUCAUGGUCAACAGCCAGAUAUAGUAACCUUCUCAAUUAUGAUUGAUGGCUUGUGUAGACAGGGGAAUCUCGAUGAGGCACUCACACUAUUGACAGCAAUGGAGAAAAGUCAGUUGAAGCCUAAUGUUGUGAUCUAUAGCAGUCUGAUCAAUGGUAUGUGCAAAGUUGGGAAGAUUAAUGAUGCCAAGGAACUUUUUUCUAGUCUUUUUGAAAUUGGUUUACAACCUGAUGUUUAUGUAUAUAGCGCAAUUAUGAAAGGACUCUGCCAACAAGGAUUAAUGGAUGAAGCGUAUAAGCUAUUUAAAGACAUGGAAAAGGUAGGAUGUUUACCAGAUAAUUGUUGUUAUAAUAUCAUCAUUCAAGGGUUUCUCAAGCAUGAGGAUUUACCAAAAGCAUCAGAACUAAUCAACGAAAUGGUUGAUAAGGGGUUCUCUGCUGAUGAUGCUACCACAGAAUUGGUAGUACAUUUAUCGCGGAAUAAUGAUCUCAUUCUGAGGCUUUUAAAGGUGCGCAAUGAGGGAUCAGCAAAUUAA